This is a messenger RNA of Triticum aestivum (bread wheat), 914 nucleotides long. Its product is annotated as subtilisin-like protease SBT3.8. Lineage: Eukaryota; Viridiplantae; Streptophyta; Magnoliopsida; Poales; Poaceae. The record is from RefSeq and is a predicted model, not a curated record. Gene Ontology annotation, biological process: proteolysis. Gene Ontology annotation, molecular function: serine-type endopeptidase activity. The annotation marks the transcript as partial. The transcript has 2 exons.
GUGAGUUCCAUCAAACAAACCCUUGUGAUUAAUGGAGAGAACCUUUCUUGUCUUGUAAGCAGCUCUCCAGUGGCAAAGAUCGAACCAGCACACACCGUUACCGGGAAAGAGAUACCGGAGGCUAAAGUGGCAUCGUUUUCUUCGAGAGGUCCAUCGCGUGAUUACGCCGACAUUAUCAAGCCUGACAUAGCCGCGCCCGGAGCCAACAUCUUGGCGGCGGUGGGAGAUUCCUAUGUAAUGUAUUCCGGGACAUCGAUGGCGGCCCCACAUGUAGCAGGAAUCGUCGCGCUACUGAAAGCUUUGCACCAAGACUGGUCUCCUGCCGCGAUAAAAUCUGCCAUCAUCACCACAGCCCAUGUAACAGACGAGCGCGACAUGCUCAUACUAGCGGAAGGAGUGCUGCGGAAGAUGGCAGACCCGUUUGACUAUGGCGGCGGCAACAUCAACCCUGACGGUGCGGCUGAUCCCGGCCUGGUCUACGAUAUCGAUCCCCGCGACUACAACAGAUUCUUUAGGUGUACCAUCGUCAGGAGGACGAACGUGACUUGUGACGCGACGGCGCUACCAGCAUACCACCUGAACCUGCCGUCCAUCGCGGUGCCUGAGCUGAGGCGCCCGAUCACUGUGUGGAGGACAGUGACAGACGUCGGUGAGGCCGACUCUGUGUACCAUGCAGAAGUCCAGAGCCCAGCUGGAGUCAGGAUGGAGGUCGAGCCGCCAAUGCUUGUGUUCGACGCCACGAACAGAGUUCACUCAUUUAAGGUGAAGUUGUCGCCUAUGUGGAGGCUGCAAGGGGACUACACCUUUGGCAGCAUUACUUGGCGUAAGGAUCAGAAGACGGUGAGGAUUCCUGUUGCGGCCCGAAUGACCAUUCAAGAUUUCUAUGCGGAUGUUGCAUAAGUUUUCCAGGUGGA